Hippocampus zosterae (dwarf seahorse) is the source of this 2723-nucleotide messenger RNA. RefSeq names its product histone deacetylase complex subunit SAP30L. Lineage: Eukaryota; Metazoa; Chordata; Actinopteri; Syngnathiformes; Syngnathidae. Gene Ontology annotation, biological process: regulation of DNA-templated transcription. The record is from RefSeq and is a predicted model, not a curated record. Gene Ontology annotation, cellular component: histone deacetylase complex. The coding region runs from base 481 to 1020 and encodes 179 amino acids. Gene Ontology annotation, molecular function: protein binding; transcription coregulator activity. The transcript has 4 exons.
CUACAAACUGACCAAUCUUGGCGAAGGAGGGAAACUUCCGUUACAUGCACUUCAGCACGUCCAUUGUAGAACGCGAUUGUUGUGAAUUCGUCGCCAGAUUUGUUUUAAACCGCGAAAAAAAGUUGCUGCGCCCGUCGAGUUUCAUCUUAAGCCGCGCCGCAGUCGUUCGAGACCGCUGUCAUACGGCAAACGUGGGCUCUCUUGGGAAUAUCCAGUCCACCUUGCGCUUGUGCUAACUCGCCGUAGCUAGCACACGUUAGCUGGCCGCGGUUGGGUUGGUCGAAUGGCGACAGACGGGAGCAUGUCUUCGACUCGCUUUGGAGGAUUUUGCCUUUAAAUACGCCACACUUGAGUGGGGGAAGCGCAAGCCCAACCCGCUCGUUAUCUCAACGGACUUGGGCUCUCGGAAGGGAUUUUGUGGUGUGUGUGUUACAUUGUUUUGUUGGCGAAUUCCGCAAGGAGUGCCCCCCCCCCUCCAGGAUGAAUGGCUUCAGUACCGAGGAGGACAGCCACGACGGGCCGCCCGCGCCGCCCCUCUACGGCCAGAGCUGCUGCCUGAUCGAGGACGGCGAGCGCUGCGGCCGAUCGGCCGGCAACGCCUCCUUCAGCAAGCGGAUCCAGAAAAGCAUUUCGCAGAAGAAACUCAAGCUGGACAUCGACAAGAGCGUGCGCCACUUGUACAUCUGUGACUUCCACAAGAAUUUCAUCCAGAGCGUGCGCAACAAGAGGAAGAGGAAGACGAGCGACGACGGCGGCGAGUCCCCGGAUCACGACGUGGAGGUGCCGGAGGUGGACCUGUUCCAGCUGCAGGUGAACACGUUGCGACGCUACAAGCGACACUACAAGCUGCAGACCAGGCCAGGCCUCAACAAGGCCCAGCUGGCCGAGACGGUGAGCCGUCACUUCAGGAACAUUCCGGUGAACGAGAAGGAAACGCUGACCUACUUUAUUUACAUGGUGAAAAGCAGCAAGAGCCGCUUGGACCAGAAGGGCGACGGCGGCAGCAAACCACUCGACUAAAACAAAACAACAAAGACGCACGCAGACACGGACCGGGGGGGGGGGGGGGGGGGUAAAAAAAAAGCGACGAACACGACCAGACAUGGUGAAACAACCAAAAACUGGAUCCUCAAUACAAGUGGCAUCCCUGAAGGACUUUUUUUUCUUUUUCUUUUUUUUUUUAAAGAGUCACAGCCAACUAUGGGCCAUUGUUCCGUUCACCCAAAUGGUUGCGACUCUCGGACCAGGACGCAAUUUUGACCGAACAUGUGUCAACUGUUACCGUGUCCCACCGUGACGGUAAAAAGGCUCACCUCUCCCGUCGACAGAAUGUCCCCUUUAACCUUGUCGGGAAAGACAACGUCAUGUACUUAAAAGAAAGAAAGAAAAAAAACAAACUUGAUUUGGACCUCAAGCGCCCAGACAGGACUGCUGACAUUUGCAUGUGGUCUUUUUUUUCCACCAACAUGCGCACUGCGGACGGCAAUUGUUAGCACUGACAUGUUGAAGGCACUUGGCCCGUGUUUAACCCUCCUGUUAUUUUUUACGGGGGUCCAAUGGGCCCAUUUUUAUCUACAUUUUAAAUACAGUGGAUUUAGGUGUGUGGCCAAGUACAACAGGAUUGGAUGAUCAAUAAUAUAUCGAAUUAUGAGCGAAAAGCCAUCCUUAUUGGAUUUGGUGUUAGGGGGGGGGGGGGUUGUUAUCAAUGACAGGCUAAAACCCCUCAUGUUAUGUUGGGGUCAAAUUGACCUAUUAUAAUUUUUUUUCCUUAAUUAGUGGCUACAGUACAGGAUUCCCCCCCCCCCUUUAUUGGUGACACUUUAUGGAGAAUAGGUCAGAUUGACCAUUCUGUUAAUGAGAAAUGAAUGUAACGGGAGUUUUAAAAGCCCUCUCCAAAAAUAUUUGUAACCGCUGACAUGCGAAGAUCACGAGGCCCUUUCUUUAACCUUCCUGUUAUCCUGCAGGUCAAAUUGACCCAAUGUAAAAAUUCAAAAGUUUUUUUUUUAACUUCUAAGUGUAUUGGCUUCAGUAUGUGUUUGGGGAAUGGGUUUUCCCAAUUCUGACAAUUUUUAGAUAAUGGGUGAAAUUGACCGAGGAUCACUAUUAAUUUUACGGGAUGGUAAAAAAAAACACAUUUUAGUGUUAAUUGUUAGCACUGAAACAAAAUGCUCUUUGCCUAUGACCAUUAGCGUCAGCAGAGGGCGCCACCAGUCUAUGUGUCAGUCCUGUUUUUAAAAAUAUAGAUUUCAUUUAAUUUUUGUGUAGUGAUUCCAAGCACAAUUUUGGGUAAUGGGUCACUGAAGCCACUGUUAACAGGAGGGUUAAAUUAUGCCACCGUUGAAGAGCGUCUGUCAGCACUGCGCGCUACGAUGCUUCAUGCUUACUUGAAAUCGUAGCGAGCUGAGGCUAGCUUUCCUUUGGCGGUAGUUACUCAGUGACGAAACUUGAGUGUCCCGUUCAGUUAAAAAAAAAAACUUGUUUUUCCACUGCGUUGAUGCUUCUACACAGUUGACAGGUUUUUAUUUGAGAUUGUUUUUACUCCCCACGUUUUCAUUUUUGCUGGUAGUUUUCGUUAGCAUCACGUAGGGGAUAACCAUCCGUCUUUAUUCACACGUAAGCGACAACAGCCGUAUUAACCUGUAACCUUCGUAUUAGAAAUCACACUUGUAUUUAAAUAUGGCUGCUUAAUGCUCCUGCUAAUGAAUAAAUGUACAGGCCUAUCU